Messenger RNA from Anoplopoma fimbria (sablefish), 2601 nucleotides. It is a transcript of the gene macrod2, whose product is annotated as mono-ADP ribosylhydrolase 2. Gene Ontology annotation, molecular function: ADP-ribosylglutamate-[protein] hydrolase activity. The record is from RefSeq and is a predicted model, not a curated record. NCBI's taxonomy places the organism in Eukaryota, Metazoa, Chordata, Actinopteri, Perciformes, Anoplopomatidae. Gene Ontology annotation, biological process: peptidyl-glutamate ADP-deribosylation; DNA damage response; purine nucleoside metabolic process. Bases 178 to 1416 code for a protein of 412 amino acids. Gene Ontology annotation, cellular component: nucleoplasm. The transcript is spliced from 18 exons.
CACGGUAGGUUGAGCCAGCUGAGGUCCAUAGAAAUUUGACAGCUUCACAGGUGAGACAACCGUCCAGAGGCUGUUUCACUUUACAUCUCAGUUUUUUCCCCCGGAGCACCAUUCACUGUGAGCCUGGGGUUGCCACAGUCAAAAAACAACCAUUCGAAGUCAAACCAUUCCGGCAGCAUGAGCAAAAAGAAAAAGGACUGGAAGACUGAAAAAGAGAGACUGCUCCGUCUAGAUCGGGAGGAGCGACGCAAGGAGUAUCGACGUCAAGAUUUUAUAUCUUUGGACAAGAUCCCAACCUGGAGAGAGGAAAAGAGACCCAAUGACAAAGAGGAAGGGAAUGAGCUGACAGGCGGAGGAGGGCUGAGUGAUAAAGUGUCUCUCUACAAAGGAGACAUAACCGUCUUGGAGGUGGAUGCCAUCGUCAAUGCCGCAAACUCCAGUCUUCUGGGAGGAGGGGGCGUGGAUGGCUGCAUACACAAAGCAGCGGGGUCCUGUCUGUAUGAUGAGUGCCACUCACUAAAUGGCUGUGAAACCGGCAAGGCCAAAAUCACCUGCGGCUAUGAUCUCCCUGCAAAAUAUGUGAUCCACACCGUGGGCCCGGUGGCCAGAGGUCAUGUGAGCGAAACCGAGGAAAACGACCUCACCUCCUGCUACCAGAACUCCCUCAGGCUGAUGAAGGAGCAUGACUUGAGCACUGUGGCCUUCCCAUGUAUAUCCACAGGCAUCUAUGGCUUUCCAAACGAGCCUGCAGCUCAAAUUGCUCUGGACACAGUGAAGAAAUGGAUUGAAGAGAAUCCGGAUAAGAUUACACGGGUCAUUUUCUGUGUCUUCCUCGAGACCGACUUUGCCAUCUACAAGACGAAAAUGUCUGACAUGUUUCCAGACAAUGACAUGGAGGUUACAGAGGAGCCGCUGAAGGGAGAUAACACACCUCUAUCUACGAAAUCCACAACCAAGGAAGAAAGUGAAGACAGUAACAGACGUGAAGAGGAAAUAGGUGAUGAAGACAAGAGUGAAGAUGCUGCUGCGGGAAAUGAAGACGUGGACAUGGCGAGUCAAAACCCAGAUGAAAAUUUAGGAAACGAGGAGCCGAAUCAAGAAAAGGAUAAAGAUGAAAAUGAACACCAAGACAAAGAUGAAGAUAAAGGAAUUGACAAUGAGGAAGAGAAAGAUGAAGACAAAGGCAUCGACAACGAGAAAGAUGAAGACAAAGCAGGAGAAGAGCAGCCUGCCGUGAAGGCAGAAGAUGACGACACAGCAAAGUCCACUGUCGAGAUGGAAGAUUUCUCUGAGAUGAACAACACUGGCACCAGCAAUGGAGAGGAGAUGAAAGAUCCUGUCGAGAGCUCAGAAGAACCUGAUUCCAUUCUAACUGACAGCAUUCAGUCCAAAGACACUGUUGAGAAGAAAGAAUGACCAGCUGAGGGAAGGACAAUCAACCUUAUCUCACAGCCAUCAAAACUGUGCGAAGGCCAACCACACUGGUGUCAGACUGGCCCAUGUCAGUAUGGGCUCUGACACUGGCCCAGGACAACCAGUUACUCCUAAGAUGCUCACAUCCCAACCUUUAUUUAGCCUGUCCCCUCUUUGUUAAGAAACCACUCAUCCCUGAAGUAUGUAAUGUAUGUAUAUGUAUGUAUGUAUGUAUGUGCAAAACCUUACUAUAUGACUUGAACAUAUCAACCAGAAGAUGAGCCAUACCUCACUGUCUGUUACAGCCAUAUAUUUUGCCAGCAGGGUGCGAUGAGAUAAACCGGGUUCAAGUCUCUUUAUUUGAUCUAUGCCCACCCUGAGAGCAUGGUGAAGCUGUCAGUCGAUCAACCACCCUUCUUUUCUGACAAGAACAGUAAUGACGACACUUAACAGUGGAAUUACCUGCCAUGUCUCCUCACACACUACUGCAACUCCAGCUCCAUUGUUUAGUCAAAUCAGUGAAUAUAUCCUUGAUUCGGACCACAGUCUGUAAGACGUAGUGUCACUCCCCGGCCUUUUAUCUAUGAACAUCACUGAUCUCUGCCACUGCUUUAACUGCAGCUUAACUUGUUUUACCAAGAAACUGUUCAUCAAGGCCCAAGUACAAUAAAAAUGAUAUGAGUGUCUUUUAACAAACCAAUUAGUUCUUGUCCCCCAUUUUUUCUUUGCUGUUUUAACUGCAUGCCAGAUAAUUGCUUUGAACUUCAUCAACAAAAACAGGAAUAACAGUCCUCUUCGCUUUCGCUUGUCUCCUUACCAGAUUGUCUAUAACUAUAUUGAAGGAAUCUGCCUUAUUUCAUAUCAAACUACAAAUUCAAAAUCACAAGGUGGUGGUCCAAGUAUGAAUUCUUGGUUUUGAUUGCUUGCAGAUGAUUUGUUAUUUUGGGUAAUUCAUGUAAUGGCAAAUGCCUGUUGUUAAUGGUUUCUUGUUUUUUUCCUCUGUUGACUUUAAAACAUGGUUUUGGUUUCUUUGGUUUCUGUUAAAUGUUGUGAUUCAUGAAUUAUUUCUCAUUGGUGCCAUACUAAAGAUCGGAUUGAUUACAGUUCUAUGAAAUGAUGCCUUCAUACUUUGAUGUUUGCUUUGCUAAACUAUAACAGAAACAGCUAAUAAAAUUUAAAGGUGGAAGC